Opisthorchis viverrini is the source of this 1602-nucleotide messenger RNA. RefSeq lists its product as hypothetical. The coding region runs from base 85 to 1602 and encodes 505 amino acids. The record is from RefSeq and is a predicted model, not a curated record. The transcript has 8 exons. NCBI's taxonomy places the organism in Eukaryota, Metazoa, Platyhelminthes, Trematoda, Opisthorchiida, Opisthorchiidae.
GAUGACAUAAAAGUAUGGAUCACAAGAAAAAAAGACAAUCAAACGAUACCUGACUCUAGUUCAGUCCGGAAGCUCAUCGAAGACAUGCAUAAAUCUGUGACUCAAUUGAAGCAUGAAUUAGCAUUUGAAGAGAAACAGUACACUGAGGAGAGUGAGGGUACGUAUUCGCAUUGUCGCACUUCCCAUUUGUUUCUAGCACACCGGAAUGACAUGAACCGAUUUUCUCUGAAUCCGAAAGAAAUGGGUAUUCCAGAUGAGGCAUGGGCGUGGAAGGCGCCAAACGAUGAGUUCCGAGCGGAACUAUUAUCGGAGUAUAUUCAAAUUGAAGCGCUGUUCUUCAACCGGCUAAGUGUCCUGCGUGAACAAGCUGAGGCAAUGCUGGCAGCAAGUAAUGAGAACGAAUGGAGUGUUACAGAACUGGAGUUGGUAGACUUCUUUUGGGACAUAUUUCAACGCAGGGCUGGAGCAAACCGUAAGAAGAUGGCAACACACUUUCUGGUAACGUUGCUCAAACAUCGCUCGCCCACACAACUGGAAUGUCUGUUGGAACAACGUGUACGUGAAAAACAGUUGAAAGACCACGCGAUGAGCAUCAAACGCUCCUGGUUGAAAGCACGUGAAGAUCUGUCGAUCCGUAUACGCGCAUCUCUGAUACAGGCUUGCGAGGCUGCAGAGCAUUCGAGAAUGGAACGACAACAGCAUCAGAUGCAACGCGAUCUGUGUAGUUUACUCCGAGAACAGGUAAGCCGCUGGAGAAAGCAACGGGCUGAAAUGAUUGCACUGGAGGAAGAAGAACAGUCAAAGCUCCGAGAACAAGCAGAAGUUGUAGCGUCCGAAAAGAGGGCGAAGCAAGCAGCAACUCGCAAGGCAACCAAACAGAAGGUCGGCUGGAGAAAGCAACGGGCUGAAAUGAUUGCACUGGAGGAAGAAGAACAGUCAAAGCUCCGAGAACAAGCAGAAGUUGUAGCGUCCGAAAAGAGGGCGAAGCAAGCAGCAACUCGCAAGGCAACCAAACAGAAGGUGGCUGCCUACAAAGCUGCAAAAAUGGCCUCAAAAGCUCGGGAAAUGGAGAAAGAAGCCAAUCGACUUGCAAUAUUACGGGAUAUCCAUAAAAAACAGGCCCGUAUAGACACGGAUCGUCUAGUACAGGCAGAGAAACAACGCCUCGCGGAGCUACACAGUCAGCGUGUUUUGGCCAAGGAACGGGUGGAUCAGGAGGCCAGUCGUCGACAGUCGCGUUUAGACUGUAUUGCGAAAAAGGUACGACCAGUUGUCAAAUCCGAUCCUGAACGAAUCACAUCGGAAACCAGAGCAUGGCGAAUCAAGCUAGAACAGCGUCGUCAAGAAGCUGAACUGCUUGCCGAAUUGGAGGAGUCCAUUCCCAGUCGCCUUAUAACCACUCUGACCACGUUCUCUGACGCACAGCUUUACGCGGACCGCCGAACUCGAAUAACCGCAGCCCUGCACUCUGCGGGGCUCUUGGAUUCAGACUAUGCGCGAACAUUGUUGUCAGGAGUGCAACCAACUGUUCCACCACGCAAGGACAGUCAGACAUGCGAACAGCUGAAACAGAUGUUGAAUCCGCAAUCAGAGGAUAUCUGA